AUGAGCAGUCAAGGUUCGUACUCAGGAAAAGGCAAGCGACCGCAAUACCAGGGACAGGGACAGACCAAUCCGUAUGGACAAGGACAGGCCAGCCCUUAUGGGCAAGGCUUCGCCGGUCAACCGCCAGGCCGAGCAAUGGGCUACGACAUGCCUUACGGUCGGCCUGGAAUAGAACCGGUUCCACAUGGUGCCCCUCCGCCCGGGUAUGCGCCGCCACCACCGCAUCAAUUCAUGCCUUACCCUUCCCAGCCGAUGGGCCCCGCGCCUUAUGGCAUGCAGGCCGGCUCUCCUCAAGAUCUUCAAUCAAUGGACUUCAUGCCGAACCCGUACGCAGCACCUCCGCCCACGGCUCAAGUUAUGCCAGCAAUGGUACCCAUGUCUAUCAUCUCCCAGCCCGCACCGGUGCCUCGAACGCAAAGCGGGCAGAGAGGCUGUCCGUACGGUCCGCACGACAUGAACAUUCCUGGUUACGCAGCAGCUCAAGCCUACAUCGCGAAGCAUAACAGUUGGCGACUCCAAGCACAGAAACCGAGUCCGAAUCCGUUCGCACCAGAAUUCGGCGGAGACUCAAUCUUGAAUGAGCCCUACCCCGCUGUCGCCAAUAGCCGGAAGUCGUCCCGCAUCGCCAAUAAGAGGUCGACCUGUGUCUCGAACCGGAACUCGGCCAGCAAGUCCAGCGACGUCGGGACCCUGGAGCAGAGCUUUGAGCCGGACAGGAAGCCCAGCAAUGCAGAUGCGUCCUCGGUCUGCAAGUCCAGCAAGCAGACCUUUAAGCAGACCUGCAAGCCCAGCGAGAAGGCCUGUGAGCAGACCGGCAAGCCCAGUGAGAAGGCCUCAGAGCCGGAGCAGCUUCUAAGCUCGCAUACUAGCUGCGCAACACCCUAUCUGGCACUGGAUUUAAUGAUCCGCUAA
Messenger RNA from Baudoinia panamericana UAMH 10762, 912 nucleotides. RefSeq lists its product as uncharacterized. The transcript is spliced from 3 exons. The record is from RefSeq and is a predicted model, not a curated record. The coding region runs from base 1 to 912 and encodes 303 amino acids. NCBI's taxonomy places the organism in Eukaryota, Fungi, Ascomycota, Dothideomycetes, Mycosphaerellales, Teratosphaeriaceae.